GUUUCUUCUCACGCUGUAGGAAGGCCAGGCUGCUUUUGGAAAAUGGCUGACUAAGUUGAUCUGAAAACACACGAGAGAAAACAACAAGGAAAAAGGUUCAGAAAUGUUUGGCUUCAACAUGUUCGAGCCGAUGCCAAGGGUCUUCAAGACUCAGUAUCGCUGCUACUCAGUGGCCAUGCUUCCAGGGAAUGAAAGAAAAGACGUAGAAAGAGGAGGAAAGAUUAUCAUGCCACCAUCAGCACUGGAUCAGCUAACGAGGUUGAAUAUAGUGUACCCUAUGCUUUUCAAACUGACAAACAACCGAAUAGACAGAUCAACCCACUGUGGUGUCCUGGAAUUUGUAGCCGACGAAGGGAAGAUCUAUCUUCCGCACUGGAUGAUGCGCAAUAUGCUUCUUGAUGAAGGAGGACUUCUACAAGUUGAAAGCGCAUCCUUGCCAGUAGCAUCAUUUGCCAAAUUCCAGCCACAGUCCGUCGAUUUCUUGGACAUCACCAAUCCUAAAGCUGUCCUAGAAAAUGCCUUGAGAUCCUUUGCUUGCUUGACAACCGGUGAUAUCAUAGCCAUCAAAUAUAAUGACAAGAUAUAUGAAUUUCUCGUCAUGGAAACCAAACCAGGAAAGGCUGUAUCUAUCAUAGAAUGCGACAUGCAGGUGGAGUUUGCAGCACCGGUUGGCUAUGUUGAGCCCAAGAGACAACAGCAACAAGUGAAAAAAAUGGAAGAGGAAUCUGAAGAACCUCACCCUGCUGCUCAGGUUACUAAACUGGCUUUCACUGGUGAAGGUUUCCGUCUAGAUGGAAAGAAGAAGAAGAUGAAUGUCUCUUCUGAACCAGUACCAUUAGAGCCAGUGGUCAUCAAGCGAGGUAUUCCUAACUAUGACUACAAAAAAGGAAAGAUUACAUUCAAGAGAAACUUUUACAAACCAAGCAAUUCUCAGACAAAGGAAACACCUCAGCCUGAAUUUGAAGCUUUCAAGGGUGAAGGGAAGACUCUAAGACAAAAACGAAAAAAUCGACCUUAAGCCAGUUGCAAGGCUUAAGGUACCAGUUAUUAUGUUUCCACGUUGUACUUAUGAACUACACCAAGGGACAGGUUCAAGCUAUUUCAAAGUGAGGGAUAGACAUGGAAAGACAUUCAACUAAAACUUUUAAGGACCAGACCAGGUCCAGGUACUCUAAGUGUUGAAGAAAAAUCAAUCAGCAUCAAUAAGAAAAUAUAUGAAUGUUCUAGAAAAAAACCUUUGCAAAGACACUUCAUGCUUAAUAGCAAGUGCUUCAUGGUUCAAACUUAAACCUACUUUUUAUCAUGGAAUUAUCCUUUAAUUAUUCUCUAUAAAAAUGAUGUAAAGAAUUUAAAAGGAAAGUAUAAAUCAAGAA
Nematostella vectensis (starlet sea anemone) is the source of this 1373-nucleotide messenger RNA. Its product is annotated as ubiquitin recognition factor in ER-associated degradation protein 1. Gene Ontology annotation, cellular component: VCP-NPL4-UFD1 AAA ATPase complex. Gene Ontology annotation, molecular function: polyubiquitin modification-dependent protein binding. The record is from RefSeq and is a predicted model, not a curated record. NCBI's taxonomy places the organism in Eukaryota, Metazoa, Cnidaria, Anthozoa, Actiniaria, Edwardsiidae. Bases 104 to 1018 code for a protein of 304 amino acids. The transcript is spliced from 12 exons.